GCUUGGUGUAUUUUUGGUAUUAUAAACAUAAACAUGGGAUGGGACAGAGGGUGUUGCUGUUGUGGACACAGACAAACACUUGGGUCUUUCUUCAACUCCACACCCCUAAUCCAACACCAGCACCCAUCCCUUCUUCAUUCUCACCUUCUGCAAUUCCCACAACCUAAAAACAAAAAGAUCUUCUCUUUUUCAUUUUUCGGGAACACCCUUUUAUUUAUUUUUUCUUUUCUUCUUCUUGUUGUUGGGUGAUUGUUGUUGUUAUCAUUUGAUCUGAAGGUUGAAUUUUGAGAGGGUUAUUGAUAUGAUUUAUCUUUUGGACUCUUCUGUUACCAGCCUUCAUUGGCACUGAUUUUGCUACCUACCAUGAAUUGUUUGGGAUUCAUCUGCUGCCAGUAUGGAGGUCGAGAGAUCUGUUCUUGUUGCAGUUCUUGGAUGUAUAUCAUCAUGUCCUGGACUUUCUCUGUGUGCCCUGCAAAGGAAAUGAUGAUUGCAAUGUCUCAAAUGCAGAUGCCGCUGAUGGAUACAUGACAGUUGGAACUUGGAAAUUCUUAUAGGUUUAGAAUUAGUUGAUCAGGAUUGAUAACAUUUCAAAUUUUCAAUUGUAAUUGUAGUUGCUGAUAGGUAGAUUGAAUGGUCUGAAUAGUGUAAAACUGGUAAGGGUUGGAGGCUAGGGUUGCAGUUGUUAGUUGAUGGCUGUGUGUCUUAGCAUUAUCAUCUGGUAAGGAAAAAUAGUGAAAUGAACAUUUAAGACCUUGCCGAGGGACCACAUUGGUAAUUUCAAGCUAGUUUUUCAUCUCCUUAGGUUGAUCAAGAUCCACAUUGCUGAAUUGAAUAUUAGUGAUGGGCUUGCCACAGAUUCCCCCAAAUGAAACUGCUGAAAAAGUUGCACUUGUGGGUGCAGCUUUAACUAGCUCACCGCAGUUUUCUGAUGCAAGUCCCUCUGCCAUAGGCAGCAUGAACAGUGUAAACACUGGUGGGUUGGCCGGGUGUACUCUGGGAUCUUCGUUUGAUGAUUUCCCGAAGAAUGCCUCCUUAGAAAUUUCAAAUGUUUCUGACAGUACAUUUUAUAGAGGAGCCAUGGAAGUCACUUCCAAUGUCCACAGUUUGAAGAUUGGUUCAGCAGAUAGAAGUACUCCUUUUGCUCCAAAAAGUGGACGGAAUGUUCAUAUUCCUGCUUCAAGGGUUGUUGGUUUUGAAUCGGGCCGAACUAAUACUUCAACUGAUGGUUUGACUGAUGUUUCAGCUGUAAAUCUUCAUUCUUCUGUUUUUACUAAUUUCCCUGCCAAUGACACUGAAUCUGCCAGUUCAUUAGUCAGGAAGCGACUUUUAUCUCCACUGAGCAGUAUGCUCUCCCCAAGUCAUUUCAAAGGUGAUCCUCUUGACAUUGGCUGCAGAAGUAAUGAGACCGAAUCCCUUGUUAAGAAUGAUAACUUUAGAAAUUCCAUCGCACAGGAUAAUAAGAAGGCAAAUAUUGGAAGUAAAAGCAGUUAUACAGUGUCUUCUUGGUCCUUGACAAGUUGCUUGGAACAAAGAACCGUGCCACACAGUACUGAAUCCUUUUUUCAAAGUGAUGGUCCUUUGAAGGAAAAUAGAGGACUUCUGUCUCAGGGUAGUUUACCCACUGCUGGAAUUGAUCAUUUUAGUGAAUUGAGUCAGGUUAGGCCUCAAAGUGGCAUAAUAUCCAUAUCUCCUAAAACUGUGAGCUCUCCUCUGUCCUUGUCACCUCUUGGUCGUAAAUUCUCUGAAAGAAUAAAAACUGCUGGAGGAUGUAGGAAUGUUGUUGAAGAGAUAAAUAAUUGGAAUAUAACUUCAAGGAGUAUAGAACAAUCACUUGAUAAUUCCAAUUCACGCCUCAUGUCAAAUUGUAAGGAUGACAAUUCCAGAGUUGCACGCAAAUCUUUUGAUGAAGUUGAAUUCUUAUGCAAAGAUUUCUGUCCAUCUUCUCUGGAUGAUAUUGCCGAGAUGAGUUGGCCACUAUGUCAAGAAUCAGCUCCCACUUCUCACUCCAUGAGAUUCACUAGAAGUUUGAGUGGGCUUUCGGUCAGGAGGUCUUUAGUUGGUUCAUUUGAGGAGUCUCUUUUAUCUGGCCGGUUCUUAUCUGGAAACAAUAGCAAGAAAAUCGAUGGUUUUCUUGCUGUGCUAAGCAUUACUGGUGGGAACUUUUCUCCUAAAUCUCAGAAGCUUCCAUUCUCUGUUACUAGCGUGGAUGGAGAUUGCUAUCUACUGUAUUAUGCAUCAAUAGAUCUUGCUGGAAAUUCCUCUUCAAACAAGUUAAGAGGCCAAUUGCUGAAACGAGGGUUUGGAAAAGAUGAUUCCCAAAUUGUAAAAAGCCGUCUGCGUAUACCAAUGAAGGGACGGAUUCAACUGGUGCUAAGCAAUCCAGAAAAGACUCCUCUUCACACUUUCUUUUGCAACUAUGAUUUGAGUGACAUGCCGUUUGGUACCAAAACAUUCUUGCGCCAGAAAGUCACUCUUGAAUCGACUGGCUCUACUUCCCCUCAGUUGAAACAGAGAUCAACAGGUUUAAACAGUGGUGACAAAGGGAUUCCAUCAAUGCAAAAGAAUCAUGACAUCUCAUGUGAUGGAGAAGUAAUGCAUACAGAUGCAACUAAUGUUGUUAAUAAAACAAAAUCUACAAAUCAGGGAAAUGGAAAGGGUUCUAGCUUGUUGAAUUUAAUAAACAAAGAGGAUUCUUCGAAGCAAUCUUUGAAAACAAAAAUGCUGGGAGUCCCUUCCUCGGUGAAGCUUGAUUAUGAAUGUAUUACUGAAAAAUGUGAGAGGAAUGAAAGAAAAGAGUGUUGGGAUAAAACAUGUGAUGAAUCAGGGAAACCACUAAAUUCGUGUUCAAAGGUGAAGGACAAUUCUAGUAGUGGUGGUCCUCUUCGUUAUGCUCUCCACCUACGCUUUAUUUGCCCUUUUCCAAAGAAGACCAACAGAUCAACUCAAAAAAGCAAAAAUAAUUCUCUUCAAGAAAAUUCUGGAUUGGACAUGGAAGGGGAACGAAGAUUCUACUUAUGUAAUGAUUUGAGGGUUGUGUUCCCUCAACGUCAUUCAGAUGCCGAUGAGGGCAAGUUGAAUGUGGAAUACCAUUUCCCUGAAGAUCCAAGAUACUUUGACAUCAACUGAAAAUUCUAGUUUUCCUCCUAAAAAAAAAGCAUGCUGCUUUUGCUGACCCUCUUGUACAUAAUCACAAGUUUGUCUUCACGAGUCAUGUCCUCUGGAAAAAUAGCACUAACCCUUUCCUCAUGUAAAUACUUAAACAAUUUCAAUAAUUUAAUGGGUUACUAUUUUCAA
This is a messenger RNA of Glycine soja, 3294 nucleotides long. RefSeq lists its product as uncharacterized. The record is from RefSeq and is a predicted model, not a curated record. The transcript has 6 exons. Lineage: Eukaryota; Viridiplantae; Streptophyta; Magnoliopsida; Fabales; Fabaceae. Bases 841 to 3126 code for a protein of 761 amino acids.